Messenger RNA from Boleophthalmus pectinirostris (great blue-spotted mudskipper), 911 nucleotides. Its product is annotated as hatching enzyme 1.2-like. Lineage: Eukaryota; Metazoa; Chordata; Actinopteri; Gobiiformes; Gobiidae. The transcript is spliced from 9 exons. Gene Ontology annotation, molecular function: zinc ion binding; metalloendopeptidase activity. Gene Ontology annotation, biological process: proteolysis. Bases 73 to 840 code for a protein of 255 amino acids. The record is from RefSeq and is a predicted model, not a curated record.
CAGGAGGGUAUAAAAGAGCUCAGGAGAUGAAAGCUGGAGGAUCUGCUCCUGGAGUUUCAGUCUGCUGCAGACAUGUUUGCCUGGACCUUUGUGGUGCUGCUGGUGGUGCCCUCUUCAUGGGCCGAGAGAGGCCCAUCUGUCUCUGAAGUUUUGGAGAAAGCCAACGCCAACAUUGUGCAUCGUGUGGGCCAGCCCAUCCUGAUCGAAGGAGAUAUUGCCAUUGACACUGAUGCUGAGAGGAACGCUGACCCCUGCACCUCCUACGGCUGCAUGUGGGGCAAAUGGAGCGAUGGCUUUGUCUAUAUCCCCUACUACAUCGCUAACCACUACUCUGAUAGGGAAAGGUCCAUCAUCAUUCGUGGUCUGGAGUCCUUCUCCUCCGUCUCCUGCAUCCGCUUCAGACCCACCAUAAGCACCGACACCGACUGGCUAAGCAUUGAGUCUCAGGAUGGCUGCUGGUCCUAUGUGGGCCGCCGUGGGGGGAAGCAGGUGCUGUCUCUGGACCGCAAUGGAUGUAUUUACCACAACACUGUCCAGCACGAGCUCCUCCACGCUCUGGGCUUCAACCACGAGCAGACCCGCUCCGACAGGGACAAUUACAUCAGGGUGCUGUUGGAGAAUGUGAUAUCUGGAAUGGAGCACAACUUCAGGAAGAUCAACACACUGAACCAGGGCACUCCCUACGACUACGGCUCAGUCAUGCAGUACUUCAGGACGGCUUUCUCCAAGAACGGCCAGCCCACCAUGAUCCCCAUCCCUGACCCCAAUGUGGAACUGGGCAACGCUCCGGAGAUGAGCAGCAACGACAUCAAGAGACUCAACACCCUGUACAAGUGCUAGGGAGGACAUCCAGGGCUGGUCAAAGCUUGAGAAAGAACAUCACCGAUUUCUGUGACUACUGGAGAUGUGAU